Xyrichtys novacula (pearly razorfish) is the source of this 2410-nucleotide messenger RNA. The record is from the annotation of a GenBank genome assembly. NCBI's taxonomy places the organism in Eukaryota, Metazoa, Chordata, Actinopteri, Labriformes, Labridae.
AUGAGCGGACUCCGAACCAUCCUCGCCUCUUCCGCACUGGUGGCCUCGCUCGGUCUAGGGUACGGGACGUGGGUUAUGAUCGCUCCGGGAGAGGAGCGGCGGAGGGAGCUUGUGAAGGUGAUCCGGCUUCUAUGAUACCAAAGCUCACAAUAUCCGUACUUAAGUGACUGAAAACUGUGACUGUUAACAUCUGAAUUUGACCCGGGCAUACUGAGUGUAUAUUCCAAACUGAGAAGUAUGAGCUUUAGAUUUAAUUCAACAAUCUUUUUUUUCUUCAGAAUGAAUGGAAAUAAAGGAACAUCAAAAUAUAAAUUGAAUAAAAUUUAUUAGAAAUUAAAACUACUGGAGCCCUUUGUGUUCACCUAUAUAAUUUAAACAGAUUGAAGAACUUAAUGAUCCUGUUUGUGGACCUAGAUAAAGCAACUUACCUGUUGUUACAUAGACAAUUCUGAAGGGGGCAGCACCGUUACUUACAUUUAUGCUCAUAGUUGGGUAGGGACAACAACUUAAAGGGAUAUUCCGGAGUAAAAUUAAUUUAGAGUCAAAUACGCAAUAACACCGAGUUAGACACCCCGUCGAGAGGUGAAUGCUGCUCAAGGAAGAACUUUUAUGAUCAUUUCUUUAUCAUUUCCUUUAAGUAAUACUCAUCAUAUUAAUCAUUUUGCACUGCAGAUGUGGUAGUUCUUCUACCUUAGCGUCUCGGUCUGAUUGCAUUUCCAUGAAGAAAUGAUCAUAAAUGUUCUUCCUUAAGCUGCGUCACUCCUCAGCAGUCCGUAAUGGACCGGCCUGAGGUCUCGCUACAAACAAGCGGCUGCUGGAAGAGAGUGGGUGAGUUGUGUUUAGUCUCUUUGCUAAAGAAAUUAGUCAAAGCUAAAGAGAUGUUCUGUGGCUGGGACCCUAUAUGUACUGUUGAUAAAGUUAGGUGCUGUUCUGAGCAUUAUUUUAGGCUAUAGAAUGGCGUUUUGGUUGAGUUUUUUUUUUUUUUUGGCUUCUCAGACCGCUGUGUGUUGCUAUUGUGCGGUCGUUACUAAAGUUGGUAUAACUAGAGAAGCAAGCAGUCGGCAACAUUCAUUACAACAGGGUGUCUAACUCAGUGUUGCAGUGUGGUUGACCCUGACUCAAUUUUAUGCUAGAAUAUCCCUUUAAAGCAAGUAUUACUUUACACGCCUCAUCAACCCACCUCUAGUCUGCGUUUAAUUAAUGUAUAGUCAUAAUAAUAGUGAUAAUGGUGACUGAGAAUUAUAACCUUUAUUCAUACUUAAAUAUCAUUGAUCGAUAACCCUCUUUCACAAAAGUAUUGAGUUAAUCGCAGAAGCAAUAAAAACAGCUUGCAAAUCAAAUGAAAAGUUAGAUGUUAAAAUUUGAAACUCUUAAAUGUGAUUAAUUAUGACAUGUAAUUGAUAAGUAUUUGAAGCUAUAAUUAAACAAUGCUUUGGUUAUAAAAUGUACACCAUAGUUAAAAUGAGUUUUGAUUAAAAUUAUGGAAUAGGUAACUAAAUAUGAGCCCCAAAAAAGUGUGUUAAUGACAAAGAGCUGCUGCAACUGGGUUAAGGAGUCAGGGCAGCAAACAAAAAGCUGUUUGUUUCAGUUCUGAACAAACUCAUGGAACAUCCAAAAUAACAGUUUCUAAGUGUGUGUUUGAUGAAAUUAAUCUAAAUAAUGAAGAAACUCAGAAAGUCUCUCUUUACAUAGAAAAUUUCGUGUCUCAGUCUGUCUGGAAGAUUUUUGAUUAUACAUUUAAUUUGAGCUUUUCAUCAGUCUAGAUGCUUUGAUAUCUAUAUUCUUUGACUCUCAAUUUUGAAUCCUUUUCUUGUAACGACAUUAAAACACCUUUGGUCUGUUGCUCUAGCUCUGGUGAACAGCAUAACUUGUGUCCACAUUGAGAGCAUAUUAAAACAUUCAACAAUGCAACCUGUUCAAGGCAUAAAAAUGAAUACAUAAUGCAUGGUCAAAUAAGAAAAAAAAAAUUAGAUACCAAAUGAAUCAUUCCCUCACCAUACUUCCACCUUUGAAUACAACAGUAGCCUGCGCAACACUUGACAAAGGUCCAGAAAAUUCAACCAGUAUGGACUCCGAAUAGAUUUUUGUAUGAUUAGAGCAAAUUUAAAGAUUGACAGAUUCUUUGUUAUAGGGUGGUGACAGCUUUGUGUCAAAGAACGAAACAUAAUGGUAUGAAUUGAAUUUUGAAAUUUGACAUGAAUUUUUGUUUUGGUUGCUUGUGAAAGAACUGUGAAGAAGGGUCACAGUUAUAUUCUGGGUGUCUCUCCAUAUUUUUGCCCCUUAGAAUCUACCUGAAGCAAACCCAUUAAGGAUGGAGGAGACAAGGAAGAGGAACGCUCUGGUGAUGCAGGCCUUGAAGGAGGCAGCUGAGACAGAUGAAAACAUAGCAAGAGGACUCAGGCCCAAAUAA